CCUGGAGCAAAUCGGACCAUCGAGCAAAUCGGCUUUGUUAGUGCUUUGUUAGACCGCCGAACUGCGAGACAGCGAGACAUCGAGACUGGUAGACUGCGAUUUCGCAUUUUUAGAAAAUGUAUUCAGUGCAGGGGCGACAUUCGCAGCGGCAACGAAAGCGACAGCCAUAGCACACACACCAUAUACCACAUAUCUGUACUAUCUGCAACACACACUCUGGCACCUGGCACCCAUACAUCCCCAGAUCGAGAGAGAGGUGCAUUUAAGCGAAAGAAAGUGGUCGAGAAAGAAAUAGCAAGAUAUCAAGAUAGAAAGAUAGAGAAAAUCGCUGGGAAAAGCUAAGCAAAGUGCGCGCCGGAAAUGGCCAAAUUAGUGACUUACAUCUUCAUUGUCAGCUCGCUGGUGCUCUGGUACCUCCUCCUCUUCGGGGGCAGGGGCGUCAGGGGCGUGGAGGCGACCAACGGGCACGGGGGGCAGCUGGAGGGGCGCGACUUCCACCACCAUGGCGGCAGCCACCACAUACGCCGUAACAUAAACCACUGCUGGCGGCGCUACGAUGGCUACAAUCUGCAGAACACGGUGGUCAACAAAAAGGAGCAGCUGAAGAAGCCCUAUGGAAUAUUGUGCAACUUCAAGUGCACCUGGUUCUUCACUGUCAGCUUCCCCACUUGCGAGUUCAUCUACGAUUAUAAGUUAUCCUGCGUGCUGUUCACGUCACUGCCCGACUGCACCAGCGUCAAGUGUACGCUUUUGAAUUACUUCGAGUAACUAGUGUAUCUAUUUAAGUUUCUUUUUUUUGAUAGCAUAAGUCUGAUUAAUACUAGAUUUUAUAUGGACAUGUAGAGAGACGAAGAGAAAAGAGAGGAAGUAUUAUUAAAUCAAACAACUAAUUUAUGAAA
Drosophila takahashii is the source of this 899-nucleotide messenger RNA. RefSeq lists its product as uncharacterized. The record is from RefSeq and is a predicted model, not a curated record. NCBI's taxonomy places the organism in Eukaryota, Metazoa, Arthropoda, Insecta, Diptera, Drosophilidae.